AUGGCCAACUUUCUUGCUUCCAUUUUCGGUACCGAGCUUGACAAGGUCAACUGCUCUUUCUACUUUAAAAUCGGCGCUUGUCGUCACGGUGAUCGCUGCUCGCGAAAGCACGUCAAGCCUUCCUACAGUCAGACCAUCCUGAUGCCAAACUUGUACCAGAACCCGGCAUACGACCCCAAGAACCGAAUGAACCCUUCUCAGCUCCAGAACCACUUCGACGCAUUCUACGAGGAUAUCUGGUGUGAACUUUGCAAGUAUGGCGAGCUCGAAGAGCUCGUUGUCUGCGAUAAUAAUAACGAUCAUCUGAUUGGUAACGUUUAUGCUCGAUUUAAGUACGAAGAAUCUGCCCAAAAGGCUUGUGAUGAGCUCAACAGCCGGUGGUACGCUGCCCGCCCGAUAUACUGUGAACUGAGCCCCGUUACCGAUUUCCGCGAGGCCUGUUGUCGACUUAACUCGGGCGAAGGCUGCGUUCGAGGAGGGUUCUGCAACUUCAUCCAUCGCAAGAACCCGAGCGAGGAGCUCGAUCGCGACCUUACUCUCAGCACAAAGAAGUGGCUUAAGCAGCGCGGCCGCGAUGAGAGGAGUGCGUCGCGUUCACCUACACCCGAACCUACGAGACGCCGCUACUAG
Molecule: messenger RNA, 630 nt
Organism: Fusarium venenatum
Lineage: Eukaryota; Fungi; Ascomycota; Sordariomycetes; Hypocreales; Nectriaceae
Biological process (GO): mRNA splicing, via spliceosome
Cellular component (GO): U2AF complex; spliceosomal complex
Molecular function (GO): pre-mRNA 3'-splice site binding; metal ion binding
Source: RefSeq, a predicted model, not a curated record